AUGGAACAGCGUCAGACUCAUGAGGCAACCCGACAUAGCGCAGUAGCGCAAGUCGAUGCAGAGAAAUGCGUCAGGGAUCCUGUCAACCAGGGAAGAGACCAAAGCCCACGGGAUCUUCAUGGAUGGAAGUGGGCACUAUCUUACACAGCGAUGCUCUCAACAACAUUCCUAUUCGCACUCGACAAUACCAUUGUUGCCGACAUCCAACCCGCCAUCAUCCAAGACCUCGGCCAAAUCGAACUCCUCCCCUGGGUCGGAACCGGCUUCGCCCUCGGCACAAUGGUCGUUCUUCCCCUCAGCAAAGCAUAUGGUAUCCUCUCCAUUCGAAGCCUAUACCUCGCCAACAUACUCCUCUUCGAAGCGGGAAGUGCUUUAUGCGGAGCUGCUCCUAAUAUGAAUGCUAUGAUCCUUGGGAGAGUCAUUGCUGGGGUUGGCGGUGCGGGCAUGUACGCUGGGACAUUGACGUAUGUCGCUGUGAGUACCACCAUGAAGGAGAGGGGGGCGUACAUGGCAGGUAGUACGGUCGUCUGGGGUAUUGGUACUGUUCUUGGACCUGUGGUUGGUGGUGCAUUUGCUGAGAGCAGUGCUACCUGGCGAUGGAGUCAGGGAUUCUAUAUCAACCUCGUCGUUGGCGCCGUCUUCUGUCCAGCAUACCUAUUCCUCUUUCCUUCCAUCGACCCUCAACCAGGAAGGUCUCUGUCCGACAAGCUCAAAAUGAUGGACUGGCCCAUGACGUUGACUUUCUUAUCUGGCUCAACAUUUCUGAUAAUGGCUAUAUCGUUCGGCGGCACCCUUUACAGUUGGCAUUCUGGCGCCGAGAUUGCCUUCUGGACACUUUCCGGAAUUCUUCUCGUUAUCGCCGCUCUCUUACUAAGGUAUCAUCCUGGAGUCUGCAAGGAGGACCAGUUGUGGCCGGCUCGUUUCCUUAAGAUGCCUGUCGUGAUGAACUUACAGCUGCAGGUGUUUCUCUCAGGAGGAGUCAUUCUGACAAUUACUUACUAUAUUCCUUUGUACUUCCAGUUCAUACGUGGCGAUGGACCACUUGACGCUGGGGUGCGACUACUCCCUCUUGUUAUCUCCAUGAUCGUCGCCACCAUCGUCUCGGGCUUGCUGCUUCCCAAGACGCCUUACUUUUCGCCUUGGUAUAUCGGAGGCAGCAUGUUCGUAUUGAUUGGCACUUCCCUGAUGUACACCAUCGACGAGCACACAGAUAAUGCCAACAUCUAUGGAUACAGUAUCAUGGUCGGGUUCGGUGCGGGCUGUUACGUGGUAAUUGGCUUUACUAUCCUGCAGUCACUCGUCCCGAGCCAUGAAAUCUCCAACGCGGUAGCGGUCAUGACGAUUGCACAAAAUCUUGGAAUGGUCCUUUUUCUAUCCCUGUGCGGCACUAUCUUCCAGAACACCGCCAUCACGGGAGUUGGGAAAGCCCUCCCAGACUUGCCCAAGGAUCAAGUUUCGGAAUUGAUUGCCGCUGGUGCUAACUUGAGUCGGCAAGUACAAGAUCUGCAAGCAAGACUAGAAAGAGCUGAAGUUCAAUUGGGCACGAGAAGGCACGACGCUGCGCACACAUGCUCAGGUACCAGACUGCCUUUACUGAUGCCAUUGCUUCAAGACAGUGUCGACAGCAACGUUCUUACCCCUCAUUCUGAUAGCGAGUCAAGGUCGGUUCCGGUGGUCGACGACACCACGUUCGAGACUUUGGAGCUUGGCUUUGAUGAACUGCUCCAGCUCGACCCGGAACAAAAGCUGUGCUGGGAAGCUCCAAUUGACACUUUACUGCAGUCUGUAAACGAUAUCGAUCCGAGUCUCUUGAUCAAUGAAUGGCCGUCUGAUUCAGGGCUUGAAGUAUCCGGAACGAUUCCAAUGGCUGAUAUAAUGACGCCAUUUACCCAGGAGAAGGCACCGCUAAGUAGCCACUCAAGUCAGCCAGAGCCAUCACUGGGAAAUCUUCUCCCUGAACUGUAUCGGUAUUUCUUCAAAUACGUCUACAAUUCCAUGCCUAUCAUUUGCGAAACCCGUUUCCUCUCCGAGCUGUCAACAGACCAUCCCUCAAAGUCAAUUACCGCUCUGAAAUACUCCGUCGCAUUACUCAGCACAGCUGUAUCCAUCCGGUCUCAACACCUGAGCCAAGAGCUUUAUGCUUUAGUUCGCCGCCAGAUAGAAGACUGCGAGAUGGACCCUGAUACCACCGCUUUCUCAAACUUGAACGUCUUCCAGGCACUUUUGUUCCUCGUGCGACUUUCGAGCGUGUUGAGGCUGCAUAGGAUGGACAGCUCGGUUGGACAUGAUGAUGCUGUUCCUGGGCUGCACAUUUCUCUACCUGUUACCGACGAUCAAUGCUUACUUGAAGAGAGAAGACGUUCGUUCUGGUUACUGUUCGUCUGGGAGACCUAUAUCAAGACACGAUCGGGAAUGGAGUCCCAACUAGGGCCAGUUUCUUCUUUCCACGUCAAGCUGCCUUCCCCAGGUCGGCUUGGUCCAGAGUUCAGUCCUGCGAAUAUGCCGUUCCUCGCUGAAGCCGACAGGCUAACGAUCGGAGUAUCCCCCUUUUGUGCGUGCUUAUUGAUGGUCGAUCUUGCUAUGAAGUGCCUUAACAAAAAGGACGACUCAAAUGAAGGCCAGAAUGUCCUGGAGGAGUGCUAUCGCCACAGAAUGCACGUCAUGCAGGGGAUCCUUGUUCAAGACAUGCUAUCGCGGGACCCCAUUGCAUUGACCACGAAUCUUAACAUGGGUGCGAUAAAGAUUAUUCUACACAACAGAACGCUUAAGAGUCAAGAGGUGUCUGAAACGGCCAUGGAGAAGGUUCCACAUCCCCACGAUACUGCCAUGAGCAUCUUUACGAUUCUAAAAGAAAGCUGGGAAGCUCGUCUGAUGGAAGGUAGUCUGGUUAGUCUCCAAGCUACAUUUCUUGCUUGGCCACUGGCUACAGCCAUCAACACCAUAGCCGCGACACAGCAACCAGGUUCUGCUGAUGACUUGAUGGAGCUGUUUGUGAUUCUGGGUGGGCUAGAACCAGAGGGUGGUUACUGGCACACAUUCACUCGAGAAGCUGGUCAAAUGUUGAGGGAUUCUUCAUCAUCGUUCCUCACCAUGUCCAGCCCUUUGGAAACACUGCCAACAGAGCUGCUGGACGAAAUUCUUGUCAGAUUACCUACGGAGGCAGCAGUCAACCUGUGGAAAUCCAACGCGAGGAUGUCCCAUCGUCUUGACAAUCAUUUAUUUGGCCAAACCGCUGUAUUCAAUCGUACCAAGGUAUGGGCGUGCAAACGGGGCGACGUGGAAGUUCUUCGUGCCGCUAUAGCACGCGACGGCGACCCAAAUUUUGUAAUGGGAAUAGAGUCCCGCCGUUUGGUAAGGUCCGAAUCAAAGCCCAGCAAUUGGCCACGAUUCCAACUUGGACCUGAUUCCACACUACGCAUUGUGAUAGGAUUGAACCGUGCGAAAGCUUUGGAUGCUUUGCUCGAAAUGGGCGCUACUUUCGAGGUUUUGGGAAACAAAGACAGGAUAGGUAUUUCGAAUCAUCUUCUCAAAAGCAUUGGUGAGAAGCCACCGAAGAUGCUGGAGGCGCUAACGAGGGCAAAUCUCGGCCAUUGGGUACUCAAUACCAAGGUUUACAGCCGGACUUUUGGCGACUUUGUCAAGGCCGGUGCACCCGUCGGUAUACUGAGGUCGAUAGUUCAGAAUCCGAGCGAAAUGACACUUCAUAGGACGACCUAUGAGACUCCGCUAUCAUCGGCGAUCGACCUCGGCAAGAGCGAUAUCGUCAACAUGCUGAUGGAGAAGGGUGCUGAUAUCAACGGAGUAGUUGAGGAGCAACCGCUUCAGACCACCUUUGUUGUAGAGUACUACAAAGAUAAAAUGACACGUAUCAAGUGUCGGCGACCGUGCCACGUCCCUAUCUUUGCAGCGGCAAGAUAUAUGGCAAGGUCUGGGUCUACAAAGAUGCUGGAUCUAUGCUUGCAUCACGGGGCCGAUAUUAAUCAAAAGUCACCAGCCACGGAAUCAGCCCGGAAAAGGAUCGAUCACUUUAACAUCACCCCACUUAUGGCAUAUUUGGAGGCCAUCCCAGACUUCCCCACCAAGACGGAACUAGACCCUAUAGCCGGGAUCAAAUACUUUAUCAGCAACGGUGCAGACAUUCAGGUUAACGAAUCUCCGGGGAAGAGGUACUUUGGUUCUACCAUGUGGCUUAACGUUUCGACUGAAGACUAUUGUAUACCGCGAUCCAUUGUCGAGGUGCUAUUUUGGAAAUGGGGUAUUGCUCAGCUGCAAGAACCGCAGUUCCUGGAUACUAUCAAAUAUCUGAUAGCUCAAGGAAGUGGUAUUAGCAGAGCCGAUACUAUUGUUGUCAACUUGCCUUUUGACUCUAUAGUUAUGAAGUUCCCACCGCCUCAACGUCAUACCGAUCACCCAGAUAAUGUGCCAAUGUGGCGGGACGCUGUACAGCGACUAUGGGACAAAUUGGACGAGGUACAUGGUCACAGCUACGCAUGGUUGCAGCACAGUUUCGAGCUAGAAUCAGAAGCUAGGAGCCUCAUCGCUGCUGGUAUAAGAACUCAAGAAGAGAGGGACAGAUUACUAUACAGGUCCUUCAACGAUCUGAACUGUCUCUACUUUUCACAGCACUACGUAACCCUCCCUCUUCUGGUCCUAGACCGACAGAUCGACCUUGGCGCAGAUAUCAACUCUGCUGUCGGAGACAAAGGCGAAUCACUAUUAUUCUACGUUUGCGAUCAGAUCAACAACGCCUUCAUAACUGGCGAAAUUGACACCAUUGAAUCUGCUCACCGACAUCCAGAGAACGUCGAAGCCUUCCACGUCAAGUUGCAAGACCUUGUGCUGUCUCUGAUCGACAAGGGAGCAGACCCAAGGAUGCCUAUCAAUGACAGGUCGUCGAUUCACGAUAGCUGGACACCGUUACACGUCCUGAGGCGUGAUACAGAUAAGGCAACCUCGAAGAGCCGAAGGUUUUUGUUGGGCUUGGUUUUGGAAAUUGAGAAGGCACGCGAUGAAUUCUUGGGAAAUGGGUCUACACCAAGUGUCCCUGUGCGAAGUCGAUCACCGUACAGAGGUCAUUAA
Molecule: messenger RNA, 5079 nt
Organism: Fusarium coffeatum
Lineage: Eukaryota; Fungi; Ascomycota; Sordariomycetes; Hypocreales; Nectriaceae
Exons: 17
Coding region: 1-5079 (1692 amino acids)
Biological process (GO): transmembrane transport
Molecular function (GO): protein binding; transmembrane transporter activity
Source: RefSeq, a predicted model, not a curated record